UUCUCGUCAGUGUAAACGGAAGUGAAGUGAACAGUACCGAAGAACAUUUCCACGUAUCGUUUUUAUUGUUUUAUUUAGACGCGUAUUUACCGGCACAGCAUCACAUACGUACCCCCAUGCAGUCUUUAAUUCGUGUUGGAGACAGGACUUGGUUCAUAGAUGUUAACUAGGUAACACGAGCGAGCUGCUAACAAUGGCUAACUGUAUGGUUUUUCACACUCAAAUAGCCUCCAUCAUGGAGGUGCUAGCAAAUGCAGCUGUGGCAGACAUCUGUAAACUCGUAGACGACGACUAUGCAGUGUUUCGUUUGGAAAUAACUCAAAGCCAGAAAGAAAACAGGGCAUUGCGGAGGAAACUACAGCUACUGGAACUGAAGGUGUCACGGGAGCGCGCAGAGAGGACAACGAGGGAGCGCGUCCCCGCCAGUCGUCCCAGUAGUGUCAAGAUCCUCGACCGAUACAGAGGAAUGGCAAGAGGUGAAGGACAUCUCACUGGAGGCCACAGGAGCUUUGUGAAGCCAGCGGGACACAAUACAUGGAGAGAUGACCAACCGAUCACUGUUGAUGAGGGCAAUGGAACCUCAACCCAGCACAUUAUCGUGAUGGAGUCUGCAGAUACAGAGGCUGCAGGUCCUGGGGUGAAGCAGGAGAGGUCUGAAAGAAAGGAGGACCUACAGCAUAGCAUAAACAUCCAGACUGGAACGGCUGGAGCGCCCCCUAUAGCAACGGAGGACUCCACCACCACCCCAGCGCAGCCCAGAGCCGGCUCAGAGUAUUUACCGGUAUUUCACCAGAUCCAGAGGACGGUUCAUUCCCGUGGAGAGGGUGACGCACUAGUCACUGACAUUGAUGAUCCAUCAUGUUCUUACAGUACAGAGAUGGACCCUGGCAACAUGCCCUUGGGUUUAGAGACACAAACUGAUCUAUCUAAAGGGGAAUGGAACCGGUACAGCAGUAGUAUAUACUCUGAAGGGUGCCUAGAUAAGAAAGGGGAAUGUCUGGUUGUAGAUGAGGUAAUUGUGAAAGUGGAGGGCGACGCUUCUCUCACAUGGAAUCCAGAUCGUCACCUAGGUGACGGACACUCACAGGGCAGAGAUUUCUUAGAUUACAGGGAAAGCUUAGAGACAAAUCCAAAUGUUGCGACCCACUCCCCUGUACACAUUCUCAGGGAUUGCGACCCAGUGUCCACGUCAAUGGGGCCGUCUGAUUCACACACCCACGUCCUUUUCAAUCAGGUAUUGAACGCAAACGACAUGGCUAGAGCCCAGGCUCAGGGAGGGGGAGCCACAUCAGGCAAUAGUAAAGAGAAACGGUUUCUCUGCAUGUUCUGCAACAAAGGCUUCAGCUGCCCCCAGAAGGUGGAGAUCCACCAGAGGGUCCACACAGGGGAGAAACCUUUCAGCUGUACCCAAUGUCACAUGCGCUUCGCUGAGGCUGGCAGCCUGAAGAGGCACCAGAGGGUCCACACAGGGGAGAAACCCUACAGCUGCCCCCAGUGUGAGAAGAGGUUCUCCCACCAGCACCAUCUGAAGAGGCACUUGAAGGUCCACACGGAAUAGAGGCCGUUCGUCUGUAAGCACUGUCGGAAGAGGUUUUCAGAGGAGCUUCCUCAGGAUUUCACUCUAUAACAUAGAAAGUAACCAUUCCAUUCAAUGGCUUCUGAAGUUUAGAUCAAACCCUGCCCUAAAGAUAGACUCAGCGAGAUGACGUAGAUCAAUUUCCACAACAUCAAAGAGCAUUUUGGGAUAAAUGCGCCUAAAAAGUCUUAACAUAAUUUAGCCUACACUAAAGACACUCUUGUUCACAAAUUUCAUUACUUCCAUUCAACAACUUUUAUUAUUUAUUUUCUGACCACUUUUUCUCCCCAAUUUCCUGGUCUUGUCCCAUUGCUGCAACUCCUGUACGGACGAGGUCGAGUCACAUGCGUUCUCCGAAACACAACCCAGCCGAGC
Messenger RNA from Oncorhynchus gorbuscha (pink salmon), 1951 nucleotides. RefSeq names its product zinc finger protein 69 homolog. Lineage: Eukaryota; Metazoa; Chordata; Actinopteri; Salmoniformes; Salmonidae. Bases 194 to 1558 code for a protein of 454 amino acids. Gene Ontology annotation, biological process: regulation of transcription by RNA polymerase II. Gene Ontology annotation, cellular component: nucleus. The record is from RefSeq and is a predicted model, not a curated record. The transcript has 3 exons. Gene Ontology annotation, molecular function: RNA polymerase II cis-regulatory region sequence-specific DNA binding; DNA-binding transcription factor activity, RNA polymerase II-specific.